GCAACAACGGACGGGCAGAGGAGCCAGGGGGGUGCUUCUCGCUCCGUGGGAGGAAGGGACGACUUACGUUCCCUGUCCAGCAGCAAAAGGCGAUGGAUUCCUCCUUCUAGUUUGAGACGAGAUGCACUUACCCCAGACAACAAAUAUGACCUCACUUUCCGGAAGGUUCGAGGAGUUCUCAACAAGCUCGCCCCCGAGAAGUUCCAUAAGUUAAGCAAUGACAUCCUAAAUGUAGGCCUUGAUUCCACCACAAUUCUGAAAGGGGUCAUUUUGUUGAUCUUCGAAAAGGCCCUUGAUGAACCGAAAUAUUGUUCUAUGUACGCACAGCUGUGCAAGCGGCUGUCAGAAGAGGCUCCUAACUUUGAUCCACCUGACGGACCUUGUACUUAUAACCGCCUACUUUUGAGCAAGUGCCAGGAUGAAUUCGAGCGUCGGCGGCGUGCCUCUGAGGCAUGGGAUUUACCAGAGGGGGCAAUCCUCACCCCAGAACAAGAGGAGGAACGUUCAGCAGCAAAACGCAAAAUGGUUGGCAACCUCCGUUUCAUUGGAGAGUUGGGCAAGCUGGAGAUUAUUCACGAGUCCAUCCUCCAUCGUUGCAUCCAGCAGCUGUUGGAGAAGCGUCGGCGUCGACCAAUGGUUGACUUGGCUGAGGAUCUGGAGUGUCUGUGCCAGAUAAUGAGAACUUGUGGAAAGGUGCUAGACAAGCCCAAGGCCAAGCCCUUAAUGGACCAGUACUUUGAGCGCGUUUAUCAGCUAAGCAGCAAUACGGAACUAUCUGUGCGUGAGGAAGCAGCGCACGACCUUGGUGUUUACAUCCCACCACCUUCAUCGCAUGGACCACCGCGGUCAUCUGGACCCAUCUCUCCUCUGGCUGGUGUUUCAUCAUUUUUCCCACAGCCGGGAGGGAAUCGCACAGGCAUGGAGGAUGUAUUUAUGGGAGCAGUGACUUUAGGUACAGGACCUGGAGUCAUAUCCUCACAGCCUGACAAGUAUGGUUUUGACUCAAAUGGAUUUGGCUCUGGUGUCAGUGGAGGAGGAAGCUAUAGACCACGUCAGCAGCAAGGGAACAAGCACUUCAACAACCAGAGCUUCAGCAGGCAACAACAGAACAACCAAUAUAAUCAACAGCAGAAUUACACCAAUAUCCCCACAAAGGACUUGCCGCCUCGCUUCAAGAAGAUUUUGAGCAAUACAAAUGCAGGAGGGACUGGUGGAUCAGAUGGAGAAGUUUCAUUGCGCCCUGCAGCCUCAAGCAUGAUGCUGAAGCCUAAGACACCUGGAGUGUUGCCUCACAGUGCCCUGGGAAAUCAGCAGAGCAAUGACCACCACCAUCACUCAAGUCUCCCAAUUGCACCACAGCCCCAACCACCCAACCAAAAACCCACUCCACCACUCAUGCAUAAAGAUCCUCCUAUUCUCAUUAAACAAGCAUCAACUGACAAGUCACGUGCCAACAAGAAGGAUAGGGGCCCAAGUCGUGAGGAGUGGCUUCGCCGUGUAAAGAAUGUGUAUGAGGAGCUCAUGAAAGAGCAGAAUUUGGAAGAGGCAGUUGAAAACUACCGCUCCCUUAAAUUACCAGAGCGCCAUACUGCUGAGGCUGUGCAAACUGUUGUAAAUUUCCUCCUCACCCAAGAAGCAGAGAGCAACAGAGAGUUGGGCAGUCAGCUGGUGGAAAGACUACGUAUUGAUGGCCUUAUUAAUGUUGACCGUCUAUUUGAUGGUGUCAGACAGGUUCUAGGUCGACUGGAUGAUCUGGUUACAGACAUCCCUCGAGUUAAAUCCCACAUGGCAGGGAUUUUAGGUUAUUUGGUAGGGUCAGGGACUCUGUCAUUAGCUGAUGUGGCUGAACCUUUGGAGGGAGGACAGCACUUCCCACUUUUCCUGCUCACUCUCCAAACUUUGCACAAACUUCAGGGAAAAUCUGCUCUUACUCAGACCUUCAAUGAUAGCAAGGUGAACCUUCUCAACUUGCUUCCUGAAUCUGAUCGCACCAAGGAAAAGUUAGCGGACCUUCUUGAAGACCGUAAUCUUUCCUUCCUCUUCCCACUUCUGCGAAUCCAGUCUGAUUUAUGGCGAGCCCUUAUUGCCGACCCUUCACCACAUGCGUUUUACAAGUACAUCAAAGAUACACUGGAUGUAGAACACCACACAGCUCCAGGAUUUAUAAAUGCAUUAAUGACUGUCUUGGUCAAGUACAUAACACAGGAAACUACUUUGUGUACUGGAUCUGACCCAUCAGUCAUCCCAGAGAAGUUGGUUACUGAACAAGAACAGGAACUUUUGGCAAAGUUCAAGCCUGUGUUACAGGCUUUUCUACAUGACCAUCUUCCUCUUCAGGUCACUGCUGUGUAUGCACUGCAGGUCUUCACAUACACUCAGAACUUCCCCAAAGGCAUGUUGCUGAGGUGGUUUGUGAAUCUGUAUGAUCUGGAGAUUAUUGAAGAAGAUGCCUUCUUAAGUUGGAAAGAAGACUUGAGCCAAGACUACCCUGGCAAGGGAAAAGCUCUCUUCCAGGUGAAUCAGUGGCUUACUUGGCUGCAGGAAACUGAAGAUGAUGAUGAAGAGGAAGAAGAAGCCUGAUUUUGUCAACAAAGUUUCAUUGCUAUAUGAACAAGGAAUUAUGAUCAGUGAAUGUCAAGAUAUUGUUAGAUGGAGAUAAAUUGGAAUUGAUAAGAUUGCCAGUAUAAGAUGCAGCCAAUAUAGAAGUAUGAUGAAAUGAGAACUAUGAAUGAAUCAGAACCCUUGCUCUGAGGAGACUGUCCUGUUUCUAAGCUUCCUGGGUAUUUAACCCUAUUAUUCUCCUGUUGCUGCUGUUUGAGGCAGAGACAGUCAGAACUCCUGGGAACAAGGCUUUGACCAGUGCUCUUGGAUGAGGUAACUAAACAUAAGUUUAAUGAAGCUGGAUUCAGAGUAAAAGAAUUAGAAAACAGUGAGUUUCAGCCUUUGUUGGUUCAGGAAUUUUGAGGUUUUGGCUAACACCAAAGUGUUCUCAAAACAAUACAAGAUGAAAAAGUGUAAAAAGACAACAAAAAAAAAAAAGGAAAAUUUUCCUAUAAAACUGAAAUGAUGCCUUAGUGUUGUAUGACAUUGCUACAUAAUCUCUCGUAAUUCAAUUAGCGCUUCAAGUUGUCAUCACUUAGAUGUAUAGUAACAUAUUUAGCAAGCACUUCACUAUUUAACUGUUUUUAAACCUUUGUGACUGAUAUUUUUUAUGUACUCUAUAGCUUUAUUUUCCACCAUUUUAUUUUACCAAAUAUGUGUUAUACAUUGGAUAAAUUAAUAAUGGUGUAAUGGAGGUAACUUCUCUUAUGAGAAUUACAAAGUUAGAUGGUAGAUUUGUUUUGUACUCGAAUAUUAAGUAUGUUAGUGUAAAGUGUGUAUGAGGAUUUUUAUCAAGAAUACCCCCAUCGUACAUAGGAGUGUUAUUUUGGUUCAUUAGGAUUUUUCAGCCUUUGGGUUAAACACUCAACUCUCAAUUUUCAGAAUUCCAAUUAUGGGAAUGUCUUCAAAAUUUUAGGCAGUGUGAGACUGAGUAAAUCAUUCCAUAAUUAGUAGCCUUGGAGUUUGGAUGUUCUUUCACCACUUCGCUGUCAUUGCCUGCAGCUGUAGCACUGACCAAUAAACAUCACUCUGAAAGUCUGUUUGCAUUCCUUAGAUUUUUAUAUACUGUAAAUUUUAAUUAUGUUAUGAAAUGUCAUUGUUGCACUAAGAGCUGUUCCAUACUUUUAUGCUGUAUGACCUGUAUAAAUUAUUAACCUUA
This is a messenger RNA of Cherax quadricarinatus, 3760 nucleotides long. The record is from RefSeq and is a predicted model, not a curated record. Lineage: Eukaryota; Metazoa; Arthropoda; Malacostraca; Decapoda; Parastacidae.